This is a messenger RNA of Zingiber officinale, 1326 nucleotides long. Its product is annotated as probable disease resistance protein At4g14610. The transcript is spliced from 3 exons. Gene Ontology annotation, molecular function: ADP binding. Lineage: Eukaryota; Viridiplantae; Streptophyta; Magnoliopsida; Zingiberales; Zingiberaceae. The record is from RefSeq and is a predicted model, not a curated record. The coding region runs from base 1 to 1326 and encodes 441 amino acids.
AUGAAUCUUCUCAAUCACUCCCCUGAGUAUGGGAAGCAUGGAGAAUCAAUAGCAUGCAACUCUUUGGAAUGCAAUUGCUUCGAUCAAACUGACGGCACGUCGAGUCAAAGAGUGGCAAAGAAGCUCAGCGAGGCUAAUGAAUUGGGGCCUCCGGAACCCACCGUGAUGCUUCCCAUCUCACACCAACCGCCUGUUGGGAUCGAGUUGUAUGUGGAGGACAUUGUGGGCUACAUCAAUGGUGGAGAAGGCAACAUCAUAGGCAUCUACGGAAUGGGCGGUGUCCGUAAGAUCACCAUGUUGAAGAGCAUCCAGCAGCACUAUCUUCCGAAGCAUACCAUAUUUGAUCGUGUCAUUUGGGUUAUGGCCUCCAAAGACUGGCAAUUGAAAAGGCUCCAGAUGGAUAUUGCUAAGAGUUUAGAACUGAUGGCACUGAAGGAGAGUGACAAAGAACGAACUUGUGGUGAUAAGUUAUUUAGCUACUUGAAGAACAAGAACUGCUUGCUGCUUCUGGAUGACAUUUGGGAACAUGUGGAUCUUCAACUGUUGGGGAUGGCACACUCGGCUACUGAACGAGGCCAGCAGCAGCCGCGCAAAGUCAUGGUGUUCAUGACUCGCAGCGAGACAGUGUGUGCACAAAUGAAGGCAGAAAAGAAGAUCAAAGUCAGAUGUCUGGAUUCAGAACAAGCAUGGCAACUCUUUGAGCAGAACAGCGAUGGGGAUGUUCUCAGCUCAGAUGCUAGAAUUAAGUUCCUUGCUGAAGAACUUGCUAAAGAAUGUGCAGGUCUUCCGCUCGCUCUUGUCACCGUCGCCCGGGCCAUGUCAGGGAAAAGGUCUUGGGAAGCUUGGAACGAUGCUCUCCAUCAAAUAAGGGAUAAACACGAAUGGACAACCAUUGCGCUUCUAGAAGAUUCACUCGUCAUGUAUAAAGCCUUCAAGCUGAACUACGACAGUUGCGGCAUAAUCCAUAAAUUCAAUGUGAUCAAUGAAGCUUUCGCCAAAGGAUGCUUCUAUUUGGAAGCUCUCGUGACUGCAUUCUUGCUAGAGAAAUGUAGUGACCCGGACUUUCCUUUUGGGGACACAAAUGUAAAGAUGCACGAUGUCAUCCGAGACAUGAUACUGUUGAUGGUCUCUGGGUUGGAGGGGAACAAAAGAAAAUGGAUUGUAAAACAAGGAAUCGGGUUGAGUGAUUUGCCUACACAACAACAAUGGCAAGAAGCAGAGCGAGCAUCAUUCAUGAUGAAUGAUGAUACGAUGGAGGUUAAAGUCAAGAUGGUCAAUACCCAAAUGUCAAAGAGCCGAGCGGAGGACAAGGACAAUGGCCGGUAG